Loxodonta africana (African savanna elephant) is the source of this 892-nucleotide messenger RNA. Its product is annotated as putative olfactory receptor 8G2. The coding region runs from base 55 to 852 and encodes 265 amino acids. Lineage: Eukaryota; Metazoa; Chordata; Mammalia; Proboscidea; Elephantidae. Gene Ontology annotation, cellular component: membrane. The record is from RefSeq and is a predicted model, not a curated record. Gene Ontology annotation, molecular function: G protein-coupled receptor activity; odorant binding; olfactory receptor activity. The transcript is spliced from 3 exons. Gene Ontology annotation, biological process: G protein-coupled receptor signaling pathway; sensory perception of smell.
UUUUCAGAACAAGUCAAGGAAUUGUGUAGCUGAGAAGAAACUGCCCAGAGGAAAAUGGCAGCAGGAAAUCACUCCACAGUGACUGAGUUCCUCCUCACUGGGCUAACAGAAAAGCAAGAGCUCCAGUUGCCUCUCUUUCUUUUCUUCCUAGGAGUCUAUGUGGUCACAGUGGUGGGGAAUCUGGGCAUGAUCACACUGAUUGGGCUCAGUUCUCACCUGCACACCCCCAUGUACUAUUUCCUCAGCAGUUUGUCCUUCACUGAUCUCUGCUGUUCCACUGUCAUUACCCCCAAAAUGCUGGUGAACUUUGUGACAGAAAAGAAUAGCAUCUCCUACCUUGAAUGCAUGACUCAGCUCUACCUAUUUGCAUUUUUUAUUAUAUCAGAAGGCUCUAUGUUGGCUGUGAUGGCAUAUGAUCGCUAUGUUGCCAUCUGUAGUCUAUUGCUUUACACUGUCACUAUGUCUUAUCAGGUCUGCUCCUGGCUGGUAGUUGAGGUAUAUAUGAUGGGUUUGAUUGGGGUAAUUUUGUGCUUCAGUACAUUUAAUAUUCUUGCAUCAAUCUUGACCAUCCUUGCCUCCUAUGUCUCCAUCAUUGCCAGCAUUCUGCUCAUCCGCUCCACUGUGGGCAGGUCCAAAGCCUUCAGCACAUGCAGCUCCCAUAUCACAGCUGUUACAAUCUUCUAUGGUUCUGCAGCAUUCAUGUACCUGCAGCCAUCAAGUGUUUGCUCCCUGAACCAAGGCAAAGUUUUAUACCAUUAUUUUUAUUUUAUAUUUUAUUUUAUGUUUUAUUAUUAUAUUUUAUACCAUUAUUGUGCCAAUGCUGAAUUUGCUGAUCUACAGCCUGAGGAAUAAGGAUGUCAAAGUUGCUCUAAAUAAAAUCAUUGAGAAAAGA